Molecule: messenger RNA, 255 nt
Organism: Funneliformis geosporum
Lineage: Eukaryota; Fungi; Glomeromycota; Glomeromycetes; Glomerales; Glomeraceae
Source: the annotation of a GenBank genome assembly
AUGUCUGAAACUAUUUUCCGUCAAGCUCGUGCUAGAAAUAAUAUAUUACUUGAUAAUAUUAAUGAAUUAAAUGAAUAUGAAGAAGAAGUUUUAUCAGAAGAAAUAAAUUCCUUAAAUAUAAACAAUAUAGGUUUUAAUCCAAAUAAACAUCAAACUCAAAAAGCUAGUAUAAAUAUAAGUGAUUUACAAAAAGAUUAUUAUAUAAAUCGUUUAUGGAGAAGUAUUUCUCUUAGUCCAGAUGAUUGUAAAACUUCU